UCAUAAAAUCUCAGCUUUAGAGUGGAUCAGUUGGCAGAAAUGACAUUUAAUGAUAAUAAUCAAUAAAACAUACGGUCUUUCCGGUUGGAUAUUACAGUAAGAUGGCACAUGUAUGUCAGCUGUUUAAUACGUGAGCGUGUCAUCGCAGCGGUAACGAUAGCUAUUAAUGAAAAGAAGAAGUACGAAAAGUCCUAAGUGCAGACGGUGGAUUUCAUACUUUCAUUAACCCGGAAAUUUUGCGUAGGAGUGAAACAUGCCACCCAAAAAAGUUCCAGCCCCGAACAAAAAAACGGAGAUGAAAAAGAAGGAGAAAGUGAUAGAGGACAAAACUUUUGGUAUAAAAAAUAAAAAAGGAGCCAAACAGCAAAAGUUUAUUCAGCAAGUAGAGAAGCAGGUUAAAACUGGAGGUCUCAACCCGAGAAAGAUCGAAGAUCCGGCUGCCAAGAAACUCGAGAAAGAAAAGAAGCUCAAAGAACAGAAGGAACUUGCCCUGAUAUUCAAACCUGUUCAAGUACAGAAGGUAGACAAAGGAACCGAUCCCAAGUCUGUGAUCUGCGCAUUCUUUAAGCAAGGUCAGUGCACCAAAGGGGAUAAAUGCAAGUUUUCCCAUGACUUGACAAUCGAAAGGAAGGCAGAAAAACGAUCUCUUUACUGUGAUAUGCGUGACGAUGGCGACGAUAAGGAAGGUGAUACCAUGGACAACUGGGAUGAAGAUAAGCUCAAAGAAGUUGUAGAAAAAAAGCAUGCAGCUGGAGCUAACAAGCCUACAACUGACAUUAUUUGCAAACAUUUCUUGGAAGCUGUGGAGAAGUCCAAGUAUGGUUGGUUCUGGGAAUGUCCUUCUGGCCUAAAAUGCAUAUAUAGGCAUGCUCUGCCCCCAGGAUUUGUACUGAAAAAAGACAAAAAGAAGGAAGAAAAAAAAGACGAAAUCUCCCUUGAAGAUCUUAUCGAAAGAGAAAGGGCUAACUUGGGUCCAAAUCAGACGAAAAUUACUCUAAACAGUUUCUUGGCCUGGAAAAAGAGGAAGUUGAAGCAAAAGGCAGAUCAGGCUGUCAAAGACGAGGAAAAACGUCGCAAUGACUACAAAGCUGGUCAUCAAGUAGGCAUUUCUGGUAGAGAAAUGUUCAGCUUCGAUCCUACGUUGGCAGCUGGUGACGGUAUUGAAGAUGGAGACGAAGCAUUUGCUUCAUAUGAUUUGAGCGAUGAUGAAGAUAGUAAAGGAAUAGAAUACAGAGAAUUGAAUAUGGAUGAACUAGUUUACGAUGCUAUAGAAGCCGAUACAGAAGGUAUCACAGUUGCUACUGACGAUCGACUCAAAAGUAAUGUGGCUGCGGAAACGAAUGGAGAAACGACAGAAGUAACGAUCCUUGGUGAAGGCGCAACGGCCCUGGCAAUCAAUGAAAAUCUAUUUACUGACGAAGAUCUGGAAGGACUUGAAGAAGAAUUAGGAGACCUGGAUUUCGAGGAGUAAUCCAGUUGUCUCAAUUAUAUUCUCCUCACACAAAAUUUUUUCUUCAACGGAUUGGAUGAUUCAUAUCUUUUCUUGGUCUUUGAAAACUGCUUACGAUGUUAACAGUCUGUAAAGAUAUUUUUUCGAGAAAUAUUUAUUGAAACAAUUUCCUGUAUUUAAUCAGCAUAGACUCUCAUGUGUUAUUAACCGUCAAAAUAAUCAGAUAUUAAACAACAAUUUAAGAAAGUCUACAAUUACAGACGAAUAUAUAGUUCUAUGGGUAACAGUAACUCGCAAAAUCGUUGAUAUGCUCAAAUCAAUUUUCGAAUAAACAAAUUAUACCGAUUAAAAUAACCUGUGAUACUAUAGUCAUGUAUAAGUUUAUUAUGUUCAUGGUGAGCUUUUUCCAGGCCUGAAUGCAAGAGGGGCUCAUCACCACGAAUGACUCGCUCCCUUGCUGUAUCAUACUUUUUUCAAGUCCUACCACCAGGCUUAGUAUCAACAUUUUGAUAAAAUUUUCAUUGAGAGAAGGGCGGGGUAUCGAUGAUGAUGAAGAUAAGUCCCUCCCUCGUUCGGAUCUGCCCAAACUCACCCUGUACGGACCAGAUAGUUACAGCACGGUGAGACAAAUAUAUGUGUACAGAACUGA
Messenger RNA from Neodiprion virginianus, 2099 nucleotides. RefSeq names its product zinc finger CCCH domain-containing protein 15 homolog. NCBI's taxonomy places the organism in Eukaryota, Metazoa, Arthropoda, Insecta, Hymenoptera, Diprionidae. The record is from RefSeq and is a predicted model, not a curated record. Gene Ontology annotation, molecular function: mRNA binding; metal ion binding. The transcript is spliced from 8 exons. Bases 254 to 1471 code for a protein of 405 amino acids. Gene Ontology annotation, biological process: cytoplasmic translation. Gene Ontology annotation, cellular component: cytosol.